AUUUGAUUUGGACAAAAAAAAAAAAAAAAAAAGGAGACGCACCGAGCAGCCGAGCCAUGGGGGAUUCGAUGUGGAGAUAUUACUUGGGAGUUGUCUUUCUGGCCUUCGAAGUCGACUUGUGUCGGGCGCUCAUCUUGGAGUCCAUCUAUUGGAACACAACAAAUACCAAAUUUGUGCCAGGACAAGGUGUGGUACUCUACCCUCAGAUUGGGGAUAAAUUGGACAUCGUGUGCCCCCGAGUGGAUGGUGGGGUGGGCGAGGGAGUGGAGUAUUACAAGGUGUACAUGGUGCCCAGGGAUCAGCUGGAGAGCUGCACCAUUACCAAGGCUGACACACCCCUCCUCAACUGCGUCAAGCCUGACCAGGACGUCAAGUUCACCCUCAAGUUUCAGGAGUUCAGCCCCAACCUGUGGGGCUUGGAGUUCUUCAGGGGGAAAGACUAUUACAUCAUCUCUACUUCAAAUGGCACGAUGGACGGCAUUGACAACCAGGAGGGGGGAGUAUGUAAGACCAAGUCCAUGAAGAUGAUCAUGAAAGUGGGACAAAAUCCUGCUGACCCUGUUUCAUCCAAAGACAACCCCACCAGGGUUCCCUACUCGCCUAAGCACCCGGACAGCAAAGAAACCCACAAGACUAAUGAAGUGCUAGAGAAGCCAGGUGCAGCGUCCAGAGAAAGCGAUGCAAACAACACAGGCGGGAAGUCGUCCAAUAUUAUUGGUUCCGGGGUGGCCAUCUUUGUCAGCAUCGCCUCAGGCAGUGUCAUCUUUAUCAUCAUCAUCAUCAUGCUGGUGCUACUGCUGCUCAAGUACCGGCGGCGUCACCGCAAGCACUCGCCACAGCAUGCAGCUACAUUGUCUCUUAGCACUCUGGCCACGCCUAAGCGCAGCGGCAGCGGUGGGAACAAUAAUGGCUCUGAGCCCAGCGACAUCAUCAUCCCGCUCAGGACUGCUGACAGUGUCUUUUGCCCCCACUACGAGAAGGUCAGCGGCGAUUACGGCCACCCGGUCUACAUAGUCCAAGAGAUGCCACCGCAGAGCCCUGCCAACAUCUACUACAAAGUCUGAAGAGGAACGUUUAAAAACAUGAGACAUACUGGACCAAUCCCAGGGUGGAAAGGGGCAGGUUGAUGGUUUCAGAUGGCACAGCCUCAAUGCCUGCGAACAAACUCCUUCACCCUUUCUCUGUCGUUCUGCCAACUCCUCUCCUGUCAUACCUUGUCAGUAAUAUUUUCAUUGUCAACAUUAGAUUAUACCUACUUCCUCUGGUAUGUUCACAUCGACUGGGAUUGGCAGAGGCCUGAGAAAUUGCUGCCGCUGCUGCUACUUUCUGGGGCUUUGGGGGAGAGGAGGAAGAACUUUUAGUAUCCUUACCCAAUGUUUUUCCCUCCUCUGGUUUGUGCACAUGUGGCUAGCACGUUAGGGAGCUUGAUAUGUGAGGUCAAGAGAGUUUACAAAGAUGCAAGUGUUCUUUUCUUUGACUGUGAUGGGAAGGACAGACGGCCGUACGGAUGUGAAAGAUUCCUUGUAAGAGAGGGGGGUUAUCUGACCUCAUCAUAGAAACUACUGCUUGGAAAAAUAUAAAAACGAGCUGGAAAGAGGCAAAGAUUUGAGCCCAGAGGAAAGGUAACAGAGAGGCGGUAGGCUGACCAUGAACUCACAAAGUGGCUGCCCUUCCUUGAUGUUCACAGGCUUGAAUGAAUAUUUGGAGUCCCCGGGUGAACAAGAAAAAGGGGAUAGAUUCUUGCACCAAUCCUCUCUGGGAUUAGCUUGACUGACUCACAGAUUUGACCCAGACACUCUGUCAGCCACACAUACGCCCACCCACGACCACGCACAUCCGUCAAUGCAAACUGUUUGGGUUUUUGUUGUGGAUUACACCAUUUGUCCUCAUUCUUAGCUAUUUUCUCACCAAAACCUCUUUUCAUGUUACUUGAAGGUUGUAUCCAGUAUGUAUCCCCAUCCUGUGUCAAAAUAUGUUGCAUUUGAUCACGUGCGGCUUUCAUAUCCUGGUGUAGCUGUGUCCACGUAGAAGUUCAGUUCAUCCUUUUGGAGCACAUAAUUUUGUACGUAACAUUCAAACACAAGUGGAGUACCAAGUGUGUUCAAGAUAGAGGACGGGGAGUGAGGAUGGUUGCGUGACCGGUCUGUUAAAAGACAUGCCUGGAGAGUGGAGGGCUUUGUAAACCAACAGCAGCAGUUUUAACCCUGUUUUGGUACCUGGACUCUUCAUAGCAGUCCAGAGAUAGACCGUGAUAAGGAGAGAAUGAAGAAAAGCUGUAUCCUGCUAGUGUUAAUAGUAGGGCCCGACUGAUUAAUUGGCCAACUGAUUUAACCAACCGAUAUUAGCCCUUUUAUAAUCGGCAGAUUUUUUCCAGAUAUUUUUUUUUUUUUUUUUUUUAACAUAUUAGCACAUUACAAACAUAGGACAAUAAGAAGAUAAUGAUAAAGAUAAUUCAAACUAACAUUAAAAAUUGUUUUUUCUCUCUGUUGCAAAGUUAAACAAAUACUAAAGUACAUAGUAUAGUCCACCCAUCCAUUUUCCAUACUGUUUAUCCUCACUGGGGUCUAACUCUGGGCGAGAUGCUGGCUACACCCUGUACCGGUCGCUCGCCAAUUGCAGUGCACAUAUAGACAAGCAACACUCGCAUUCACACUUUUGGCAAAUUUAGUCUUCAAUAAACCUACCAUGUAUGUUUUGGGGAUGUGGGAGGAGACCCACGCAGGCACUGGGAGAACAUGCAAACCCCACAGAGGCGAGGCCGGAUUUGAAUCUGUGUCCUCAGAACUGUGAGGCAGAUGUGCUAACCAUUUCCCACCAUGCCACUCGACAUAGUAUUGUAAAACAGUAAAAUGUUCUGCCUGUAAUUCAUAUAUUUAUUGUUUUAAGCGUUAAGGGACCACAAAAGCCUUUUUAAAAAUUCAUUAUAUACAUAUUUUUUUUAAUUGAUUAAUCGGUUAUCGUAAUUUUAUUCGGUCAAAUAUUGGAAUUGGCAUCAGCCUUAAAAAAAAAAAAAUCUGUAUCAGCCGGGCCUGAGUUAAUAGUAAGGACUCACCUCAGCUCCCCAAAACCUGAGCUUUAAGCAGGAAAUUGUUUAGGGCAAUAGGAAAUCCAAUUUGUAUUCGUGUCGUUUUUUUUUUUUUUUACAACAGGUGAAGAAAGUUCAAGAUUACAAUGAAAGUUAACAUAGCUGCGUGGAACAGCACUAGGUACUGUAAUGUUUACCCUAGACAUCUGAGGACAAGGCAUCUCGGGCCCAAAAAAAAAAAAAAAAAAGUAUGGCCAGUGCUCACAUAUUUCUUUAAAGCAGGGACCUACUCAUCCAUUGUCACUGGUUCUUCAUCUUCAUCAUCCUAAUUUCCAUGUCAUGUCAUGUCUUUCAAAUCAAAUUUUACAAAGUACAGUCACGAGUGAAAAGUUCGGACUCACUUUCCCGCGCUGCUGAUUGAGAAACUGUGUCCAAACACCUUUUGACUGGUUGUGUACAUCAUAAAAACUCACGUGAACAAUAUAAGUAUGAGAUUUCAGUCGUGAUAGACAUAUAGAGCACAGGCGUUUGGCAUGGCAAGAACUGAUAUGAAUAUAUUAUGGUAUACGUGCACAUUAUGCAACCUAAAUAUUUUAUCAUUUGAUAUGCUUCAAGUCCUGCAAUUUCACGCGAUCUCCAGGGGAAGCAGGGCCAGGUGAGGGAAUUGAGACCCUUGGCUCUUAUAGAGCCAGAGUAGCUUUGUCUCUCCAACUCACUUAGUGUAGCAUAUACUGUAUUUCAUCGACACCCAGUGCCCCUAAUUUCUUCACACACAUCCUUUGUGUCGUCUUUGCAUACGUGUGUGUACGUGACGGUUCAAGUUUAUAUUUCGGCCAAUUCACAAAUCUUCAGCUUAUGAUCACAUCUGUUUUUUUUUUUGGAGUUUAUAGCGCCCCAUCUUCUUCAUGAAUAUCAUCAAAUUUCACCGAAAAGCCAAGCCUAGUAUAAUGAGGUUUGUGCCUCUAAGAGGCUACAAAAUCAGCAAAUAUGCAAUUGUUAUUUAUUUUUUUAAUCAAUUCUGAUAUAAAGAAAAACACCUAUGGGAAGUGUUCUUAACCACUGAAAGAUAUUUCGAAUGACAUACAACAAAGUAUGUUAAACAAGCCUGCUGUUACUUUGAUUCCCUGCAUAUUGUUUCAACAAAUUUUUGUUUUGCUGUUGUGCAAAUGUUUAGUUGUGAAAAAUUGACCAGUUCAAAAUGUAUGACACCUGCACAGGUAUAUAAGAAAGGUGAAAAAAAACAACAACCACAUAAAUAGCAAGCUGUUUAGUUGCUGUGUAUCUGCAGCGGAAUAUGACAAUCUUAUUAGUUUCUUUGAAUCUGGCGUCCUUUUCUUAGCUGUCACUUGAAUAACACUCUCCUAACAUUGACCAGAUUUGGUUUGAAUGUGAUUAAAUGUUACAUAGAGAGGCAGUGAGAGUCUUAGCAAGUCGGUGAGGAAAAGCACAUCAUGUUCCUGUAAAAUGCCUUGCUUGUAUGCUCAGCCCUUGGUCACUUGACUCAGAAAUUUUGCACCACUCUUCUGUAGGUAAGAAACUGUAAAUACAUUAAUGUUUGUAUUGUAUAUGGAUCCUGGGUUGUUACAAUAGCCUUAUUCACCUUUUUAGGAAAUUCAAUAGAAAAAAGUUCAGAAAAAAAAUGGAAUACACCGGUAAAACAGAGCAUACUACUUUUUGGUAAAUAGCUUAUGUAAAUAUUGAUGAGAACACAAGAAAACAUUUUUAUAAACUCUUAAAGUAAAAAGUUUUGUAUAAAAUUUGAUUUUCUUUUUUUUUUUUGCUAUGUAUUUUAGCUAGCGCUCAAUGGAAAGUGUCCUCCCCACUCCCUUCCCUUUUGCACUGUUUCCAUAUUAAAUUGGUUUGAAAAAAACGAGCAAAAAUUUGCCAAACUGACUGCUGCAUAUUUGUGCCAUAAGUGUGUACCAUAAAUAUUUAUUGAAUUAGUUUUUGGUUUUGUUUUUUGGUUCCAUUUUUUUUAUUUUAUUUCAGUCCAGUUUGUCAGUAACACAGUAUUAUAUUUGAAUUGCUUUUUCUUUCUUUCAUCCUUGGUUUUCUAUUGUGCUGUCAUGGUUACUGGGUGGCUGUACACCUUUUCUCCUUUCCUGUCAAGAAUGAGUUGACAGGUUGUGAAAAACGGUUUUAACGUUCAAAAUCUGAAAAAAAAAAAAAAUCUAAGUGAGGAUAUAUGACACACAUUCCACCAGUCUUACAAAAUGCAAACUUUUUCAAUAAAAACGUUUUUCCUAUGGA
Phyllopteryx taeniolatus (common seadragon) is the source of this 5275-nucleotide messenger RNA. It is a transcript of the gene efnb2a, whose product is annotated as ephrin-B2a. The transcript has 5 exons. NCBI's taxonomy places the organism in Eukaryota, Metazoa, Chordata, Actinopteri, Syngnathiformes, Syngnathidae. The coding region runs from base 57 to 1064 and encodes 335 amino acids. Gene Ontology annotation, biological process: blood vessel morphogenesis; ephrin receptor signaling pathway; axon guidance. Gene Ontology annotation, cellular component: plasma membrane. The record is from RefSeq and is a predicted model, not a curated record. Gene Ontology annotation, molecular function: ephrin receptor binding.